AGCCAUUGGAAGAAGUGAAAAUCUAUAUGCUUUCUUGACUCACGUUCUUUUUCUUUGUUUGAUUUGAUUUUGUGUUGAAAAUUUUGAUCGGUCUCAAGAAAGGGAGACAUGGACAAGACUAAGUUGAGACAACAAGCACUCUUCAUACGAACUUCACUCUUUGAUGAGGGAUUCCUUGACGAGCAAUUCAUUCAGUUAGAAGAACUGCAAGACGAUGUUAAUCCCAAUUUUGUUGAAGAAAUUGUGACCCUUUUCUACAGUGACUCAGUAAGACUGAUAUACAACAUAGAAAGAGGACUGAUGAGUAAUCCUCCAAAUUUCACCAAGCUAGAUGAUUACAUGCAUCAGUUCAAGGGUAGUUGCUCAAGCAUUGGAGCAAAGAAGGUGAAGACCGAAUGUGGCAGAUUCAGCGAAUACUGCGCAGCAGAAAACUUUGAGGGAUGCUUCAGGACUUUCCAACAGAUUAAUGUAGAGUAUACGACUUUGAAGAAGAAGCUCCAGACUUACUUUCAGUUGAUGAAGGAAAGCUGCUCAGAUUAAACAACACUCGUAUAUAGCUGGUGCUCAUAUAUCCUAUCCAGAAGAGUUGGAUAUUAUGUACAGUAGCAGAACAAUAAUGAUUCUAUGCAUCAUUUUGCACCAUUACCACACAAUUUUCUCUUAAUAAGAAAAAUUAUAAUAUACAUAUACCUUUAUAUUAUAUAUCUUAUUUCACUUUAUUUCUUUUUCCUUAUGAUCACAUCAUAUUACUUAACUAUUCUCUCUGUUAUAUUCUCCAUCUAAGUAUGUACAUCAUUUUAGAAGAAAAAUGCACAGUACAUUGCAAAAGAAAGUCAUCCUGAUAGAAAAAAUAUGGUAAUUGUUACACUUGUUCCUGUCAAUAUAUCUUUAUUUAAUAAAAUUAUUUUUUAUUAUCAGUGUUAUACAUUAAUAUACUAAUAUUAUGAUGCAUUGGCGAUAUGCAUUAGUUUUAAAACAGUAAAAUUAUUUAAUAAUACGCAUAUUAUAUUACCAGAACAAGUUUGACCACUAUCAUAUUGUCUGUGAAGACAUGAAACAUUUUUAUGCUUUUCUAAUCAAACUUUUACCUUCUACAACUCAUAAAAUAAGUGUAAAUAUAUGGUGUAGUUUAUUUUGAUGUCCAGUAUCAUUUCUCUUAGAAAUUCCAUAUUGUAAGAGAGUUUAUAAUCCCUUGUGGUUGUGGGUUUAAGCUUUUAUGUUUUUCUGCAGUUUUAUCAGUGUACUACUAAUCUGUAUGAGUUAGCCUCACUCAACUACUGUUACAAUGGGCAAAUUUAAUGUUAUUCUGUUAGCCUGUAU
Molecule: messenger RNA, 1320 nt
Organism: Vigna unguiculata (cowpea)
Lineage: Eukaryota; Viridiplantae; Streptophyta; Magnoliopsida; Fabales; Fabaceae
Product: histidine-containing phosphotransfer protein 4-like
Biological process (GO): phosphorelay signal transduction system; cytokinin-activated signaling pathway; phosphorylation
Cellular component (GO): nucleus; cytoplasm
Molecular function (GO): histidine phosphotransfer kinase activity; protein histidine kinase binding
Source: RefSeq, a predicted model, not a curated record